This is a messenger RNA of Prorocentrum cordatum, 2324 nucleotides long. The record is from the annotation of a GenBank genome assembly. Lineage: Eukaryota; Dinophyceae; Prorocentrales; Prorocentraceae.
AGGCCAGCCACCAGGACCACGCCGUGGAGCCGCCGAGGCAGGCACCGCGCGAGGACUCGCGCGGGCUGCACGAGGAACGGUCCAUGCGCGAGGAGCUCCUCCGGAGCCUGGACCCCCGGCGCCUCGACGAGCCGCGGCGCCGCAGCCCCCUCCGCGACGAGCCCCGGGCGGCGCCCGCGCGGGAGGAGCCGCCGAGGGCGCGAGGCGACGACCGCGGCCCCCCUGGCGGACGCCAGCAGGACCUGCUUCGCGAGAACCUCGCCGGCGGCCAGCCGUACGCGCGAGAGCCGGGCACGCCGCAGCAGCAGCCGCCGCAGCACCACGGCGGCGGCCGCUUCGCCGGCGGCGGCAACCCCUACGUGCUGCCCUGGGAGGACAGGGGCGGGCACAGCAGCGGGCUCGACGAGAGCAGCCUGCCCCCGGACUACUCGUCCGCGUCGCUGCAGGGCGGCGACGGGGACGACAAGGGCCUCGCGCACGGGCGCCGCAGCCGGCGGCAGGGGACCGGCGAGGCUCCCGGGCCCCCCGUGCUCGCCGACUGGGACGCCGGCGGGCGGCUCGCCGCAGACAGGGGCACGCCCGGCGCCGCCGACCGCGGCGGGGCCGCCGCGUUCGGGCUGCACGGCGGGCCUCCCGCAGAGCCCGCCGCGCGGGCCCGGGGGGGUGGCUUUGGGAAGGCCCCGCCGCCCGCCGAGGCGGGCCGCGGGCGCCGCCACCGCCGAGACGCGAGGGCGGCGAUGGAGCUUCGACAGAGCCGAGCCCCCGACCCCCUUGCCGCGCGCAUCUCGGCCGACGCGCCCUUCGUGCGCGCCCGCGGCGCGCCGGCCCGCGGCGUGGCGGAGGAGGGCGGGGGCGAGGAGGACGGCGGCGGCGGGGAGGCGGCUCUGGCGCCGACGGGCGUGGAGGUGGUCGCGCUGCGCGCAGCAUGGGGCGGCCCGCAGCACCAGCCGCGGCACGGCAACGCCGGCCCGCAGCACCACGCCGCCACGGCGGGCACCGGGGGCUCGGAGGAGGUGGCCGUCGACGCGGAACGUUCGCGGCGGCCUGCGCGAGCAGCCCGACGCCGAGGAGGACCGGAAGCUCGCCGAGGCGGCGCCCCCUCGCGGCGCGGAGGCGGGCUGGCCGAAGCGGAAGCCCGGCCGGCACGCGGGCGGCCUAGGCAACGUGCCGGCGCCCUCCGUCCGGCGCAGCCCGGACCCGGACGCCUGGCAGCAGGACCGGACGCGCUCGACGUCGCCGCGCGCCCGAUCCAGCUUGGCGGCGGCUUCGGCGGUGGAGCCGCCCCCUGGGGCGCCGGCGACUGGCAUGGCCUGGGCCACGGCGGCGGCGGCGGCCCCAGCCCCGGGGGACAGGCGGAGCUGGCUCCAGGCCGCCAGCGCCUCCUCCACCGACUACGCCGGGUCCUCCAGCAGCCGGGCCUGCAGCCUCGCCGGCAAGGCGGGCCCCGAGGCCGCCGGCCCCAGGGAGAGGGUGCUCCUGAGGGCCUCUCCAGCCUGGGCGCCAGCCUGCACAGGCGGGGCGAGUGCACGCCGUGCAAAUUCAUCCGCUCCCUCCGCGGCUGCCGCGACGGCUCGAUGUGCAUGCUCUGCCACGAGCCGCACGAGGAGCUCUCGAGGUCCGCGGUGAGGAAGGCCGCGCGCACCAAGGGCCUGCUGCGGCGCUCCAUGAUCGAGAGGGCGGAGGUGGCGGCAGCGCCCUGGCUGCGCGACGGCUCCCGCCCUGCCCCGGGCCCCAGCAAGGCGCCCUCGGUGAGCUCGGCGUCCUCGUCCCUGCUGGGCAGCGGGGUGGGCUCGUUCACGACGCCGCGGAAGGGCGGCCGCCCUACCUCCGCGCGUUCUCCCUCUGAGCGUCGGAGGGAGCAAGAGCGGCACCGCCUCAUGGGGGGUUAGAAGCUCGAACCUGGCGAGGUACAGAUGUCGCUGCUCGUGCUGGAGAGCCUGCGUUGCCACGGCGGGGGUUCUCAUCUCGACAUUCUGGCCAGAGCGCACCUCAGCGGAGGUCCGAGGAGCUGCGGUACUGUCUUUUUUUGCCUCCCAGCUGGUCGGGCGACCCCACGGCGUGUAUCUUUUUUGAGGGACGCCACGGCUUCCCGCCAUCAGUGUCACGCUGGCCGGUCGGACGACCCCACGGCGUGUCCCUGUCUGAAGACACGCCAGGAGUUUUGCGGCACUCGCAGGCCUGGAAGACGCACACAGUCUGAAAGACCAUGCGCGUGGCUUUGCCCGCUUUGCCCCCCCCCGAUUCCGAAGCGGGGGGGGGGGGGCACUUGGGCUUUUUCGCUCUCGCGUGAAGCCGGGUGCGUCCCCCUUGCAGGAGGAAUACCC